GUUUGUCAACGACAAUUAUAUAAAAAUAUACUUUGAUUUCCUUCGUUGCGAAGCAAAUUUCCCCAUUAUUAUAGUUGGUCCUCUCCCUCGUUCAUCGCAAGUCACACCCACGUAACGUGCCAUUGCCAAAAACCAUGGAAGAGCCUCUGUUAUCAGAUCGAAGGAGUGAAUUGGGAGACAAAGAGAGUGAUAAAUGGAGCUCGUACCAGUACGUCGGUAGAGCUGGUUCUGUGAUUCCCACUGCUUCCUUGCCCGGAACUGAAGUCAGCGUCGAAGAGAUUCGCUCCGCCGCGGCUGUUUCCGAAAUUUACCCGCCUUCCAUUCAUGCCCCUUUGGUUGGUUCGCCACCGCCGUAUGAUAAUGACCAAGCUAUUGUCUAUCAAGGUGGAUAUGGGGGAAAUUAUGGUGGUACGACAAAUGAACUUCACAGGCAAAUUUUAGAUGAGGUUGAGGUACGAGAGUUGCUCAUUGAUCAUGUUGGGCAUCGUUGCUGUUGGGGAAGUCGUCCAGCUAGGACCUGGAAGAUUCAAGCAGUGGAAGAUUGCAAUGUUUAUGUUGGGACCCUAGAGACUUUCACAGAGGAAAGGGAAACAAUAAAAGAAACCGAGCCUUACCUUGGUGGUAAUGUUGAUGGAAAAGAUAAGGGCCCUGAGCCCGGAGUCUGGGAACUGGAUUUAAGAUCUCAAUUCCCAGUUUUAUUUGUACCUUUCAUGGAAUCUAGAGUUACAAUUCCUCAUUCUGAAACAAUCGAGAAAUGUUCAGAUUGUGCUGGUCGAGGAGAUAUUGUGUGUACUACAUGCAAUGCAAAUCAAGAACCUGGAUUUUAUAAGGCAAACCAGAUGAUGCAGUGUCCUUCUUGUUACGGAAGAGGUUUAAUUGCUCACAGAGAUGGAUCAGAUACAAAAUGUGUGAAAUGUAAUGCUACUGGAAAGAUUCCUUGUGCAACUUGUGGAUCUCGUGGUCUUAUUAAAUGCGAGACAUGUCAUGGUGGCGGCUCUCUUCUGACACGCAGUAUUGCCAUUAUUAAAUGGAAGACACUUUCAACUAGAAAAGUAAGCGGAACAAGUGGAGCAGCAUCUGUCCCGGAUGAUGUUUUCCAUCGAGCCAAGGGCAUCCAGCUAUGCAACACUCAGGCAUACCAGUGCACUCCAGCCUUCUUUGCAGACUCUUUCUUUCUCAACAAGUUCUCUUCUGAAGUUAUUGCAGACAGAGCUCCUGUAGCUCUCACCGCAAGGGUCAUAUGCGAGAGGCAUACUAUCUCUGUCGUGCCAGUAACACGAGUUACCAUGGCUCACCGAAACCGAUCAUUCAGUUUCUACAUAAUUGGUUACAGCAGGGAGGUUUACUUGAAAGAUUACUAUCCCUCUAGAUUUUGCUGGGGGCUUUGUCCUUGCUUGGAAUGGUUGAAGCUUUAAUCAAGGCAUAUAUAUCUCUACCUUAAAAAAACCAUCCAACUCUACAUAGCUAUCCACAUUCAUAAGUUUGGUCCUUCUCUGGUAAUAAUAAUAAUAACAAUGCAGAGUUUUCCUGCUCAGCGCUCACAAAGAUGGAAAAUUGACAUUCUAUUGUGUAAUUAAUUAUUGUCUAAACGGGUUAUAGCCGUCACAUAAUGAGAAAAUGAGGUUUUGUGUGUU
Humulus lupulus (European hop) is the source of this 1634-nucleotide messenger RNA. RefSeq lists its product as uncharacterized. The transcript is spliced from 7 exons. Bases 135 to 1415 code for a protein of 426 amino acids. The record is from RefSeq and is a predicted model, not a curated record. Lineage: Eukaryota; Viridiplantae; Streptophyta; Magnoliopsida; Rosales; Cannabaceae.